CGAGUAGCACUGAUAAUUCUUUUUUUUUCUAUUUUUGUGAAAUAGCAACAGUUUAAGAGAAAGUCAACUGCAAGAUGAAAUGGAGACCAGGACAGUGACCGCGUUGAUCGCGCUGGCCUCCGUGGCAUGCGCCAGUGGAGUUCUUCAGGGUCGCGCCCUGUGUGCGAUAUUGCGAUUAACAACGGAAAAGCAAGUAAAUGUGCAGACGGUGCGGAAGGUUCUCUUGAUGGCGGCGCAGCACACGACGACGGACGUGUCGCUCAUUGAAGAUAAUUUGAAUUAUCUGCUGACUUCUUGGAUCGAGGAUGCGCAUUAUCAAUUGCAGAACUUUCCAUGGAUGCUUAUGGGAUGCGAGACUAUCGACGAAUUCUUUAGAAAGAAUGUCAACUGCAUUGUUCCGGUUCUACUGCGCACUUCGGAUAUCGAAGAGACCGUGUCUUUUUGCGUGAAUGUCGAUGUAGACUUCAAUAAAAUCUUCGAGGAUAUCUUCCCAUUCUGCUUCGUGUGGCUGAUAUCACGCGCCAUUGUAUUCGAUACUGACACAAUGCACAAGCUGAUAAAUAACACAGACGAGUUCGCAAACACGAAAACAUUCAGUCAGCUAUUCCGUUCUCGCUUACAGGACAUUCUUGUAGAACUAAUACGGCGGCUACAUGAUGAAGAUGACUUUAAGAAGAUUCUUUCGAUCUCAUUUACGUGCUUUCCGGCGACGGAUCCGCCGCAUUUCUCACGAGCCGUGCUGGAUCUAUGUUUUGAUUAUCUAGAAUCUGGUCAUUCUCUAAACACACACAUGCUGGUCGAACAACAACCGGCGACGCUGCAAAAAAUACUGUUGCGGCUCGCAAGCGCUGUACACUCGUCGCGCUCUCGCGAGGGUAAGCUCAAGCGACUACAUCAGUACGCGUACUUCUGCUUGCGGCUAACACAUGACCUCUCGAAGUCCGUCUUCAAUGAGAUGGCCGCGUUUCUGAUCCGAGACGUAUGCUACAGCUUGUUACAUCUCACCAGAAAUGGUGGUGAUGGCGACGAGACGCUCGUCGCGGCAUGCUGCAAAUUUCUGGACCUGUUCUUGAGACAAGCAUUGCCCGCGAGAGCCACGGAGGUUCAAGACGUCCUUCGGUUUAUCGUGGCAAAUUUGAUCGGCCUAGCGCAAUCGAAAAAUAGCAGCAUCAGCGAGAUGGCUGCGAGUCUACUUAGAUUUCUCGUGGUGGAGCAAAGAAAUGUACUACGAGAGGCCAUCGCAAAACUCGGCUCGUUUCCAAAUCAUGAAGUCUUCAAAGAUGUAAGAGAAACUCAUAACACUAUCCGAUUGGACGACGGAUCUGCGCUGUGCCUUGAAGGCGAGCUGGAACGUUUCCUAGAUGCCAUAGGUGAGGAAAACGCCGAGUGCACCCUGGAAGAUCUCGCGAAUUUCACGCAGCAGUUAUCAACGAGAAAAAGUGAGCUGCGAAAAUUACACCAAAAGUUGCAGAGUCCGUAUCCUGAGGAUGGUGCUAACAUCCUGCAUAGAUUGAUAUUCAGACUUAUCAGACUAACAGAAUCACCUAAUCCGCGCGUGUCGAUGGAGGCCACGAAAUGCUUUGGCGAAUUAGGCCCGAUGGACUUCACAAUGGCUCUGCAACCAGCUGGAAGUUUCGUCCGAAAAGAAGACUGUGCAAUAGAGGCUUUGACCUAUCGAUCGGUUGCGAUGUUGACGAAUUUUCUCGUGGAAAAUUCAGUGGAACUUCGCAAAGUGAGCGCUGAAGCCCUUUAUGCGGUGCUGUCAACCUCCAACGGUCGGAAACUAUUUGAUCUCAAAUAUUCAACAGACUUAUCGAACAUCCUUGAGUGUACAUCUCUGAAGAUCGAUUAUAUCCGACCGUUCGCUCGCGGCCGUUGCGUCAGGCAGACGUCCUUCAAUGUGGACACUGCAAAAUUUCGCGUUGUUAUGAAUCCAGAAAACGAGCUGUGGACAAUCCAGAACAACGAGAAUUAUGCCGAUUGGAUCAUCAACGUUACCUGCAGCGUUGCCGAAUGCUUCACAGACUCCUACUUGGAGAGCUUCCUGUCGGUUUGUCGACUCAGCGUCGAAUUCUGCGAACUGAUUUUGCCAAGAAUCGUUUACCUCGUCAUUCAUGAGAACGAUAGAUUUAUCGAUACCAUGUGUGAUUGCGUUAAUCAAUUUUUUAGGCAACACUUUGCAAUCGAUGAAGCGGAGACUACCGCAUCGCCGACGUCGAAAGGCGAUAGUUGUGACCAGAAGAUCAUACGCCGUAUGUUGGACGUGGUGAAUCAUAUACGCGCUCAACUGCCGGAUGGCGUGAAGUUAAGACUCGAUUACGUCUACCUAGCCAGAGCGGCGCACAAGUGCUCCGCAUACUAUACAGCGUUGCUGUUCGCGCAACUCGCCUGCGGGUCAAUCUCGACGGACUAUCCGGAUUUCAGCAGUGACCCGAGGAUCAACUACAUUUAUGAACGCCAGCCAGAAAUCGGCCGAGUGCUACAAAACAUCAUGCUGGACACCUACUUGAACAUUAGCGAUCCAGACGCCGGAGCUGGGUUGUCGCAUGUGCUUGAUCAUGAUUCUCGUGUGCAAUACUACGCCCGUACCAAUCGCUGGGACGAGGUCAUGCUCGCGCUGGACAUCGAGUUGUCCCAUAACAAUUACUCACUGUUGGCAAACGCCAGGAUGGAGAUGGCAAACGCGUUACACCGCUCAGGGAUGCAAUUUCUCCAGUGGCAAUUUCUGAGCGGUAGCCUAGACGAGAAAUUUAGUUAUGAGUGCGCCUGGAGACUCAGCAAAUGGGAUCUACCCGUCAACGACGCCACCAUCAUCAAUUAUAAUGAUUUCCAACCUCAGCAGUUACGAAUGGAGUCACUGGUGAACGCGUUCCACGCUCACCAUUAUCACGCACUGAAAUGCUUCCAUGAGAACGACCGUCAAGGUAUAGAUCGGGCGAUUGAGUGCGGCCGCAUGAGCGUGAUACACGAGUUACGAGUGAUCAGCCCUGAGAGUAGCAAGAUCAUCAAUCAAAAGCUAUCGCAACUGCGGAUGUUGCGUGAGAUUGAGCAAUUAAGCUGGGUAGCUGAUUCUUCGGAAAAGAAGUAUCCGGAGAUUUUGCGACGUUGGAACGAACACAAUAUCAGUUUGAUCGGUCAAUUCGACCACGUAGAACCGAUCCUGUCGCAGCGUAUCACUAUGUUCCGCAUCCGUGAAUCUCUGCGGACGAAUGCAGACGUGCAGAAAGCAUUCUUUGAUACUUGUCUGGACCUGGCAAAGGUCGCGGAGAGUCAGGGUAAUUUCUCGGUGGCCACCCGAGCGCUGAGACCUCUCGAGUUGCAUCAAAAUUUGUCCACAAAUCUGAAGAACCAACUGCUGUAUCAAGAAUCACUCUUGACAUGGAUGAAAGGCGAGCAGGUAAUAGCGCGUCAUCUGUUACGAAGCCUAAUCGAGAAGAAGGAUCCAAAACCAAGUCUGAAAGCUAAAGCUCUGCGAGUCUACGGUGAUUGGAUGGCGGAAACUAAGUCCGAAAAUCCUCAGGCAGUAAUACAAAAGUAUUACUUAGUGUCCAUUGAGAUCAGCGAAGCUAUCGACGAGCAAACAUCCGAUGUUAUCGAAAAUUUACAUGACACGCAGGCUGCACUGGCGCGCUUUGCUGAUACACAGUACCAGCAAAUCAGCACAUACAUGAAUUCGCCAACAUACGAGGCACUGAAGGAAUACGCUUGCAGCAGUACGGAUAAAGUGGACCACGCGAAGAUGAUGAGCAAUCAAUAUUUCAAGCGCGCCGUGAUAAUCAGUCAAAAGCAAUCGACGAACGACGCAGCCGAGCUGAAGAACAUCGAACAGGAGAAGCGCAAUUAUCUCGCACAAGCUUUGAAGUACUAUCUAAGGACGUUGCGUAGCAGUGAGAAGUACAACCUGCUAAUCUUCCGGCUGGUGGCACUCUGGCUGGACAACAUACGUGAUGAUGAAGUGAACGAGCAGCUACUGGACGAACUGGACACCAUACCCUCGUUCAAGUUUGUGCCGCUGGUGCCUCAAUUGGCUGCUCACAUAAGCAAUGAUAUCAGGCAGCAGUAUGGCUUCUCCGCACGAAUUUUCCGGAUCCUCGAACGAUGCACUCUGGAACAUCCAUAUCAUACAUUGCCUGUGGUUCUGGCGCUGAAGAACUUGCACAGCGACGACGAGUACGAAUCGGAUUCGACAGAUGCGAAGAAGGAAGAGCGUCGCGUGUUAGGCGCCAAGAAGCUUCUCAGUCGGUUGACCGACUCCUCUGUGCGAACAAUCAUUCACGAAAUGGAAAACCUAUCGCGGGCACUGUUGAGUCUUGCCUAUUGGCAACCCAAGGGCAAGUGCUAUUUCAAUAAACGCUAUGUGAUACCACGAGAGCAGCCAAUAUGCAAGAUCAAGAACUUGGACAAUGUUCUUCUACCAACCAUGAGUCUACCUGUGAGACCGUCGGGCAAUUACGACGACGUAGUCGGCGUAAGGUCAUAUCAGGAUUCCUGCGAAUUCGUCGGUGGCGUGAACAUGCCUAAAAAAAUUAUCUGCGUCGGCACCAAUGGCGUGCAACACCGGCAAUUGGUCAAGGGGAAAGAUGACCUACGGCAAGAUGCAGUGAUGCAGCAAGUGUUCACUGUGAUGAAUACUCUGCUGUGCACGUGUAAGGAGACGCAACGGCGGAAUCUACGUAUCAAAACGUACAAAGUGGUGCCGCUGACGCAGAGGUCGGGCGUGCUAGAGUGGUGCGACAACACGGUACCCAUCACGGUAAUCUUGGUAGGCAGUUCUGACAAGCCAGGUAUGCACAAGAAAUAUUAUCCGCGCGGCCUGACUGCGGAAGCGGCAAGAGAUAAGAUGAAGAACGUCGCUCAAGAAUCGAACGAGAUGAAAUUGAGAGUCUUUCUUGAGUGCUGCAAAUGUAUGAAGCCAGCGUUCCAUCAUUUCUUCGAGGAGAAGUAUCGAUCACCUGAAACCUGGGUCGAGAGGACUCUUACAUACACACGCAGCGUCGCCACCACGUCUAUCGCGGGUUACAUUCUGGGCCUCGGCGACAGACACUUGAGCAACAUCCUUAUAGACGAACACACCGCUGAAAUUGUUCACAUUGAUUUUGGUGUGGCUUUUGAGCAGGGCAAGGUCCUACCCCUUCCCGAGACAAUUCCUUUCAGAUUAACCAGGGAUAUCGAAGUCGCCAUGGGUGCCUCUGGCAUCGAGGGUACUAUGAGGCGUAGUUGCGAAGUGACUAUGACAAUGCUGCGCGAUCAGAGGCAGAUUAUCAUCACCCUCCUUCAGGUUCUGCUAUACGAUCCACUCUUCACGUGGGCGAUCACGCCGGAGAAGGCCUGCAAGAUGCAGAGCGAUGUCGUAAAGCGUUUCUCAGAAAACAGUGGACGAGCAUCUAUGGAAACUAACACGAUCGCCAAGAGAGCUCUUUUGAGGAUCGAACAGAAGUUGCAAGGCACCGAGGACGGUCUGGUGUCCAGUGUUCCCGGACAGGUCGAGAGACUCCUGCAGGAAGCGCGAGAUCCUGCGAAUCUAUGCCGAGUUUACUGUGGCUGGCAACCAUAUUUGUAAAUACCCGGUGAAUAAUCGUUCAUAGUGUUCAUAUCCAGUGGAUAC
This is a messenger RNA of Trachymyrmex septentrionalis, 5605 nucleotides long. RefSeq names its product serine-protein kinase ATM (gene tefu). The record is from RefSeq and is a predicted model, not a curated record. The transcript is spliced from 11 exons. NCBI's taxonomy places the organism in Eukaryota, Metazoa, Arthropoda, Insecta, Hymenoptera, Formicidae. Gene Ontology annotation, biological process: DNA repair. Gene Ontology annotation, molecular function: protein serine/threonine kinase activity; protein binding. The coding region runs from base 80 to 5560 and encodes 1826 amino acids.